CGGCGAGGGGUCGAUUCGAUUUCGAUUCCGAUUUCGCGUCUCCCCAGAUUUCCCCCCUUCCAUUUCGCCUCCCGAUCGAUCGCUCAGACAGCCACCGCAAUCCGCUCUCCGAGGCCGGCGCCACCCAACGUGCGCGGCACACUCGCCUCGCCUCGCCCUCGCCCUCGCCCUCGCCUCGCCUCGCCUCGCCCUUGUCUUAUUAAUCCGCGUCCACUUCCGGGGUUCAAGACCUCCUCGGCUUCUUCCUCCUCCUCCACCACUCCGCCCCGCCGCCGCCGCCGUCGACGUAGGGGACGGACGCGGUUUACGGGUGAUUGCUCGCCCGCAUUUUGUUGUAGUGAUUUUUGGGUUGGGUUGGGGGGAGGAGUGAGGAGGGUUUGUUUGAUCGGCGGGGGAUCGGAGGAGGAGAGGUGGGGAAAAUGUGGGUGGCGGAGCAGGUGGUGGGGGAGCGGCGGAUGCGGCAGAUCCAGCGGUUCGCGCGGAACGCCAAGCUCACCGUGGUGUGCCUGCUGCUCACCGUCGUCGUCCUCCGCGGCACAGUCGGGGCCGGCAAGUUCGGCACGCCGCAGCAGGACCUCAUCGAGCUCCGCCACCGCUUCAUCUCGCACCCGCACCGCGCGCUGGCGGAGCACCACGACGCGCUGUCCAGGGGCUCCUCCUCGUCGUCGUCCUCCGGGCGGGCUGCCGAGCGGGACGACGAGCCGGACCCGCCGCCGAGGUCGCUCAGGGACCCGCCCUACACGCUGGGCCCCAAGAUCUCCGACUGGGACGAGCAGCGGGCCGCGUGGCACCGCCGCCACCCGGAGACACCGCCCUUCCUCAACGACGUCAAGCCGCGGGUGCUGCUCGUCACGGGUUCCUCACCCAAGCCGUGCGAGAACCCCGUCGGCGACCACUACCUCCUCAAGUCCAUCAAGAACAAGAUGGACUACUGCCGCGUCCACGGCCUCGAGAUCUUCUACAACAUGGCGCUGCUCGACGCGGAGAUGGCCGGCUUCUGGGCUAAGCUCCCGCUCCUCCGCGCUCUGCUCCUCGCGCACCCGGAGAUCGAGUUCCUCUGGUGGAUGGACUCAGACGCCAUGUUCUCUGACAUGGCAUUCGAACUGCCGUGGGAGCGAUACGGCCCUUACAACCUUAUCAUGCACGGCUGGGAUGAGAUGGUCUACGACGACCAUAACUGGAUUGGGCUCAACACAGGCAGCUUCUUGCUGCGCAACUGUCAAUGGUCACUCGAUUUCCUUGAUACAUGGGCACCGAUGGGACCAAAGGGCCCUGUCCGUAUUGAGGCCGGUAAGGUUUUGACCAAGUUCUUGAAGGAUCGGCCGGUGUUCGAGGCCGAUGAUCAGUCAGCUAUGGUAUAUAUCCUUGCCACAGAGCGUGAGAAAUGGGGUGACAAGGUGUACCUUGAGAAUGGGUAUUACCUCCAUGGAUAUUGGGGCAUCUUGGUUGAUAGGUAUGAGGAGAUGCUCGAGAAUUACCAUCCAGGGCUUGGUGAUCACCGGUGGCCUCUGGUCACUCACUUUGUCGGAUGCAAGCCGUGUGGGAAGUUUGGGGAUUACCCAGUGGAGAGGUGCCUCAAGCAGAUGGAGCGUGCUUUCAAUUUUGGGGAUAAUCAGAUAUUGCAAAUGUAUGGGUUUACACACAAGUCGCUUGGAAGCAGGAAGGUGAAGAGGAUCAGGAAUGAGACUAGCAACCCACUUCAGGUCAAGGAUGAACUAGGGUUGCUUCACCCAGCAUUCAAGGCCAUGAAGACUACUACUACGUGAUAAAUGAUAAUUAGAUUACAAUUCCACGCGUUAUUUUGUUCGUUCUUGAUCCUUUUGGGUCUAAAUCUUAAAAAAUGUUCUUUUUGUAGACUUGGGUUGACAAUGGAGUAUUGGUUGGGAUCAAACAUCAAAGGAUGGAUAUCUAUGUUGUAAUGUGAUAUUAGGAAGACAAUGUUAUGUUUAUUGCUGGCAUAAUAAGUUGUCUCACACUUAGAAAUUGAGUUAGUGAAGGGAACUCUUUGAUCACCACUAUAUAUUUCUAUAGAAUUUCCUAUUUCUUAUUUGACGAAUAGUUUUCUUUCGGUGAUAUUCAAGGAAUGGUAUAGAUUUU
Oryza brachyantha (malo sina) is the source of this 2097-nucleotide messenger RNA. RefSeq names its product probable xyloglucan 6-xylosyltransferase 1. Gene Ontology annotation, cellular component: trans-Golgi network; membrane; endosome. The coding region runs from base 420 to 1766 and encodes 448 amino acids. The transcript has a single exon. Gene Ontology annotation, biological process: xyloglucan biosynthetic process. Gene Ontology annotation, molecular function: xyloglucan 6-xylosyltransferase activity; hexosyltransferase activity; UDP-xylosyltransferase activity. The record is from RefSeq and is a predicted model, not a curated record. NCBI's taxonomy places the organism in Eukaryota, Viridiplantae, Streptophyta, Magnoliopsida, Poales, Poaceae.